Messenger RNA from Aspergillus aculeatinus CBS 121060, 552 nucleotides. RefSeq lists its product as uncharacterized. The record is from RefSeq and is a predicted model, not a curated record. The transcript has a single exon. The coding region runs from base 101 to 397 and encodes 98 amino acids. Lineage: Eukaryota; Fungi; Ascomycota; Eurotiomycetes; Eurotiales; Aspergillaceae.
GGGGACUGCAUGACGAAGAGGGGGAAUAUGCAGACGUGCAUGCCAUGGGCACACACAUCCUUCACCUACACCAACACGGCUGAUUAUUGAUUCGGCUCCAAUGCCACCAUUUAUUCAGUCAAGUACAGCAAAGUAUAUCGUAAUCCCAACCCCUUCGCUGCUCACUCAUCAUCAUCUGCCAAAAAAAGAAAGAAAAGAAAACAAACAAAAAAAGAAUCACAACCCUCAGAUCCUUUGUACGCCGGAAAAUGCCGAAUCAGUCGGGUCUUCGGUUGAUAUCGCAGAUUUUGAUGGUGGAGAAGGAUGGGAAGCAAAUUCAGUGGGGAAAAAAAUAAAAAAAAAAAAAACACCGGAAGACAAGAAAGGAAAUUAUCAUGAUAUAGAGAGGCGGGGGUGAGAAGAGAGAGGGAAAAAAAAAGAAAAGAAAAAGAAAUUCAACUGAUAUACAUGGAUGGUAUUCCCUGUUCUCUCUCACCGCACGGACACUCCAGACCGGUUGGUAAACAUGCGAGCGGCAAUGUUCAUCGAGGCCAGCUCUUGGAACAGAAGCUU